Messenger RNA from Zootermopsis nevadensis, 2372 nucleotides. Its product is annotated as fatty acyl-CoA reductase 1. The record is from RefSeq and is a predicted model, not a curated record. Lineage: Eukaryota; Metazoa; Arthropoda; Insecta; Blattodea; Termopsidae. Gene Ontology annotation, biological process: long-chain fatty-acyl-CoA metabolic process. Gene Ontology annotation, molecular function: alcohol-forming very long-chain fatty acyl-CoA reductase (NADP+) activity. Gene Ontology annotation, cellular component: peroxisome.
AUUUCGGUGCGCAGAAGCGCAUGUACGUCUUCAUGGAAAGUGUUACUGUUGCUCUAUUUUAACCUAAAUUGGAAUAUGUCGACACUGCUACAUUGAAAAACAUGGUGGCAAACCUGGUAACAUCGUUCCAAUAAGUGGCCUGCUUCCCCAUAGUGAAUGGAUACUUUAAAAAAUCCCACCUAUUCUCCGUCUUCAAGCCGCUUACUUAAAGUUUCAAACAUCGUGCGGCAGAGCAUAGCAUAGAAGUCAAGAAUGCAUGGUGCACCAUAAAUUUGUCAUGAUGCUUAACUAAACACAAGGACAACUUUAAUACCUUCAACGCAACCAAUUAAGAGGAUAAACGGAAAGACGCAAAACGCUCAUGUGAAGACAUGGCAACAACGCUGCAAAAAUUCUACCAGGGGAAAGUUGUGCUUCUCACAGGAGCAAGUGGAUUUUUGGGUAAGAUGCUGCUAAUGAAACUGCUCCUGUCAUGCCCAGACAUCAAAAGGAUAAUUGUGCUCUUAAGAAGAAAGAAUGAAGACAGCUGCUCUGACAGGCUUUCUAAAAUACUAUCAAAUCCAAUAUUCUCUACAGUACCCAAAGACAACUUGCUGAAAGUGGUCCCUGUGGAAGCAGACCUUGAACAGCCAGGACUUGGCCUGUCUAGUGAGAAUCAUGAACUUCUGUUCACAAGUCAAGUGUCUGUGGUAUUUCACGUUGCUGCCAUAGUAAAGUUCCACGAGCCACUCAAUACAGCUAUGAACACAAAUACACUACCUGUUCUUGCUAUACUACAGCUGUGUGAAAAGAUGCCACAGAUCAAGGCGGUGGUUUUCGUGUCUACAGCAUAUUCACAGUGUCCUCAUACGGAAAUUAAGGAAAAAGUGUACCCUAUGGAUGUGGAUAACAGACAGCUUGUUGAAACAACUUCGGAUGGAGAAAGUGGAAUGAAAUUCAGAGGAAGUGAGAAGUGGCCAAAUACCUACACCUACAGCAAAGCUUUAGCAGAAGACAUGAUUAAACAAAAUAAUAAGCGCUUGCCAGUGGCUAUUUUCAGGCCUUCAAUGGUGAUUAAUGCCUGGAAGGAACCAAACCCUGGAUGGAUUGACAACAUUCAGACCAUAACCAUCAUUCUUUAUAAUGCAUAUCUUGGGCAUACUCGAGUUGGUCUGUUUGACCUCCAAAAAGUUUGUGACCUAGUACCAGUGGACAUGUGUGUGAACGCUAUGAUUGCAACUGCUUGGGAAACAGCAGAGUCUAGCCACAGUGGCCAUACCAAGGUGUACAACUUUGUGUCAGGUGCGCAGAAUCCCAUCUCUUGGAAACAAUACUGGUCAAUUUGUGGUCAGACAAUCAUUCAAUAUCCAACAUCCCACGCAAAAUGGUACUAUUGCUUUGUAACAACCAGCCUGUGGCCUGUUUACUUAAUUCUCUGGUUCUGUUUGGAGCUGAUACCUGCUUCUCUGGCACACGUCUUGUGUUACUGUUCAUCAGGAUCAAACAGGGACAUCAAACAUGCACUUAGGUCAUUGAGGUUCACCAUGGCAGUCAAGUACUUCAGUGGAAGAGAUUGGCUGUAUCACGACACAAAUCUGAGAUCUCUGCUUGCAAAAUUGACACCUGAAGACCGUGUAAUAUUCAAUUUUGACAUCAAGCAAGUAAACUGGAAUGAAUACCUUGGAAGUUGUGUGAAAGGGUUGCGACAGUAUGUACUAAAGGACCAGAUCAACACACUGCCAAUUGCUAGGAAACUCAGCCAACUGUUAUAUGCUUUACACUGUGCACUGCAGAGCUGCUUUUUGUACCUGUGCUACAGACUGGUAUGGUAUUUUGCAGUUGAAUGAGAAAUGAUCUGUACUUAAACCUUGCGCUAAAUAGUCUGAGGCAUUCUGAAGAGGAGGAAUAAACAUACAAAAAGCAAAUUUUGAGACAAAGCUCUCCAAAAUUUGUGAAGAUAUAAAUCACUAAAUCUAUAUAUCUAUAAAGAUAUAAAUCAACUGUAUUUUCUUUUGUUUUCAUUUAAUGCAUUCCUAUCUUCAUUUGGUUCUCAUGAAAAAGGGCAGAUAACUAGACAUAAAUCACAGCUAACUAAAAAUAACUAUUCCCUUGCAAUAACAAUUUACAGUAAUGACCCACAAAUUAAACAAUACAUUUUAGAAAUUAUCAUGAAAUUAGGAAAAGCAUCUCCCUAUGAUCUCAUUAUAACGUGUUUCGAAGAGUUACAUUAGGACAUUUGGUUUGUAUUGGAAGGCAACAAAUGGCAGUAUUGCUCUGUCUGUUGUGUGACUUGUGUGUUUAUUGUAAAACUGAUUUUGCUGUCACUUAACUGUUUUUAUACUAAUAAGUAUUUUAUUAUGACGAAUUUAUUAAUAAAUAUAAUAUUAACACUG